AACAACAUUAAAUAACAUAGAUGACAAAAGUAAAGAAGAUGAGGAUCAUAAUAAAUAUAUAUUAACAGCAUUGAUAUGUUUAGUUAAAGACAUACCAUCAAUUGAUGACUUAUUGCUAUUGAUCAAGAAACAUAAUUUUGAUUCAAUAUUAAUUCCUAGAAUUGAACAAAUUCCAAAAUAUCCUGCUAUAACUAAAUCUCAAUUUUAUGAGUGGAGACAAUUAUGGCCAAUUGAUUACCAUGAGAAUGUUAAAAACAGAAAUAAUUUUACAGAUAAAGAUAUAAAAAUACUAAAAGGAUAUAUGCAAAGAGCUAUUGAACUAGCUGAAUUAGGUAAAUCAAAUCAAGAGAUUCCAAUUGGUUGUGUAAUAGUAGAUCCAAAAGGCUCAAGAAUAUUAGCAGAAUGUUAUGAUUCAAGAACAACCACAAGACAUCCACUUAAACAUGCAAUUAUUAAAUGUUUAGAUGUUGUUACAUCUGUAGAAAAUUGUAAUACAUUUACAACUCAGCAUGAUUAUGUAUCAAAACCAGAGAAAUUGUCAAAUGAUGUAGCAGCAUAUUUGUGUAAAGGAUAUGACUUAUUUGUUACCCAUGAACCUUGUAUAAUGUGUUCAAUGGCACUUUUACACUCACGUAUUGGACGAGUUUUUUAUGGAAAGUCAAGUAUAGUUGCUGGUGGUUUAGGAUCAUGUUUUAAAUUACAUACUCAUAAUUCAUUGAAUCAUCAUUUCAAAGUAUUUAAAGGAUUACUAGAAGAUCAAGUUGAAACAUUGACAAUUGAUUGUUGA
Molecule: messenger RNA, 787 nt
Organism: Entrophospora candida
Lineage: Eukaryota; Fungi; Glomeromycota; Glomeromycetes; Entrophosporales; Entrophosporaceae
Source: the annotation of a GenBank genome assembly